AUGUGGAUCUUGGAAUAUCAGAAUACGCUGGCUAAUGGCCAAAUAUUGCAUGUAUCACGAUGUAUUAAACAGGCUACUAAUUAUUCAUUGGGGAGAUCUGGUAAAUGUAGCUUUCCAAUUAAGAAUGACAAAAGUAUAUCACGUAAUCACGUUUCAAUCGUAUGGGAAGGAACUACAUUGCAUAUUACAAAUACUGGGAAAGUUACCGCGAUAAAUGGUAAGUACCAAAAAGAACAGGAAUCAUUUUCCUGUGUUGUAACUGAUGAUAUUCCUUUACAAAAGAAAGAAAAUACUAUAUCAAAACAAAUCAAUAUAUCCCUAGGAAUUUCACCUAUUGAAAUCAAACUACUCUGGAUUCCAUUGAGAGUACUUAUACCGAGAAAUGUUGAUCUUCAAUUGCUUGAUAGUUUAGACGAAUAUGGAGUAAGAUGCAUAGAAGAACGCUCUUUAGAUUUAAAUUCAAUCAAUAAUAUAAAUUUGGUACUGUCCUCCGAUGAAUUGAUAGAUUGUAAAUAUUAUAGAGACCUGUUUGCUUACACGAAUGGAAUCUAUGAAGUACAGUUAACUGCACUAAAAAGUAUUGAGACUUGGAUGAAUGUUACUACUAUUAACUUCAUUGAGAAAUGGAAGGAUGAGAUGAAGUUUAAUAUACUUGGAAUAAUAAACAACAAUGAUGACAAUCUUAAAGAGAUACGAAAAGUCAUAGCUAAGGUGACUUUCAUUAUCAUUGGUGAAACGGAUGAAGCCAAGAAAAUAUACUUGGAAAAUUCAAUAAAGAUGUUGCAUGGAACAUCUAAAUUAUAUAAAAACAUUAAUGAUCUAAGAGAAAGUUUAGCGAAGGAAAGUCUUUCUGAGAAAAUUAUUAUAAUUUGCCCCACAGAUACAACAGAAUUGGAAACAUUAUCAUCAUUAAAAUUAAAUGUUACCACCACUAGAGAAUUUGUACAAUGUUUAAAAAAUACUACGUUUGAGACAUUGAUAAGCUCUUUCUUGCAUUUGAAAUUGGCAUUGGCCCCAGCUGAAAAUCCUAAAAGUCAGACAACUGCUUCCACAAUUAUAGAAAACGAUGGUAAAUCAUCAAAUAUACACCCUAUAGAUGAUCUACAAAGAGAUAAUCCGGCACCUACUAAAAGACGAAGAAUAGCACGUCCCAAAAUAAAACCCCUGAAUAGUCUUAGUUUCUUUGCAGGUGGAGGAGAAUUAUCCAGCGAUGCGCCAAAUACAACAAUAUUAGCUGGUAAUGAAACUGUACUGCCGUCAAUGAUAGAUGCCAUUCAUUCCAACCAUACUACUUCUCAUACUACAAAAGUAGAUGAAAAUAUUUCUGAGGAAUUUGUUAAAAAUAAAACUCAAAUUCCCAUAGACCAUAGUACACUACCAAAUAUUGUCCAAUCAGAUGAAGAGCAAUUAAACAUAGAAGCGAAUGAUGUGUAUUUUGAAAAUAAUAAGAAACUACCAAUUGAUAUUGAGGAUAAAAAUAUUGUUAUAGAUAUUCCAAAAGAUACUCCCAUGAAUGUUUUGAACCAAAACUGCUCUCACUCUGAAAAGGAUACAUCAUCCGCUUCAGUUUCAUUAGCUUCAAAACGUACUCUUAUGGAAAGACCUCGAACCCUAGUAGAUGUUAUUCAAGCAACAAAAUCUAAAGAGGUAGAAAGAUUGAAAACAGAUAUUGCUGAAGUGCGACCAGAGGAGUUAACAGAAGGUGCAAUAAAUGAGUUUGCAAAUUUGGAAAUUGAAGAGAACUCUUCGUUAGUAGUUAGACGUGAUAUGUCUCGUCCAGAGAGUACACCAGGUCCUUGGCAAGGUCGCAAGAAUUUUAAAAAGUUUAUUAAGGUUUGUCCUUCUUCAAGAAAUACCAAUGAUUCGAUAAAGAAUAACGCUUUUUUAAUUACUAGGAGUUAUAUUGUUACAAGGCCAUAUGAUAGCAUUUCUAAGAAACAAUUGGGCCCUAAUAUUGACGAUAGUUUUGAUGAAGUAAGAGAAAAUAACAGGGGAAAUAAUAGUUCCAUUGAUAGUACGAAGCAACCUAUUGAUUCUGACACAGAGCAGAAACCUAUCACAGAAAGAAAUGCCCCAGAGUCUAUUGUUUCUCAAAGUAAAAAAAUUGAGGAUAGUGAUUCAGAGGGUGAAUCUAAUUCUUUCAGUUUUUCAAGAGCCAACAUGGCCUCUAAUGGAUUGUUUGUAACAAAUGAAGAUGAGGAGGAUGAGAUAGAUGACAUAGAGGAUAUAGAGCCACAGGUUAAUAGUGAUAAGGUUACAGAACACAGUACACGUGUCAGGACUCAUGUAUCUUCAAGAGUUCAAAAUCUAGCAUCGACACACGAUAAUUCGGAUUCAGAUUCGGAUUCAGAUGACUCUGACGACGGACCUAACUUUAAAUUUAGACGAAUGGUAUAG
Maudiozyma barnettii is the source of this 2397-nucleotide messenger RNA. RefSeq names its product Xrs2p (gene XRS2). The coding region runs from base 1 to 2397 and encodes 798 amino acids. The record is from RefSeq and is a predicted model, not a curated record. The transcript has a single exon. NCBI's taxonomy places the organism in Eukaryota, Fungi, Ascomycota, Saccharomycetes, Saccharomycetales, Saccharomycetaceae. Gene Ontology annotation, molecular function: protein binding.